UGCAUUGCGAAAAACAUCAUUUUUAGCGGCAUAACGUAGCUAGCAAAUUAGCUAUUGAAGACCGAUAAAAUAUUGUUCAUUAAGGUUAUACAAGGUUACAGUGUGUGUACACGUCGCCCGGUUUCAGGUCACUGCACCUCCCAAGAUGUCGUACCCCCCUCACCUGAACCGCCUCCCCCAGUUGCCCCCCGGGAUUUGCCCUCCCCAAUUCGCGGGGUUCCCCCAGGGAGUACCAGCAGGUACGCCCAUGAUUCCAGUCCACAUGGGGAUUAUGACCUCUGCACCCGCUGUCCUGGUUCCUACCACAGUGUCUAUGGUCCAGAUGUCUCCUGCCCCUAGGAAGGAACUGAACCCAGUCAGAGUCAAGGAGAACGAGGAGGGGGGCGGUGGAGGCCCCACCACUACAGUGUUUGUCGGAAACAUCUCAGAGAAGGCUUCAGACAUGCUGGUCAGACAGCUGUUAGCGAAAUGUGGCCUGGUCCUGAGCUGGAAGAGGGUCCAAGGGGCUUCUGGGAAACUGCAAGGUAAAAACAAAACAGCGUUUGGUUUCUGUGAGUACAAGGAGCCAGAGUCCACCCUGCGUUCCCUGCGUCUGCUACAUGAGCUGCUGCUGGGAGACAAGAAGCUGCUGGUCAAGGUGGAUGCCAAGACCAAGGCCCAGCUAGAAGAAUGGAAGGCUAAGAAGAGGAGUGCCAACGGGGGAGCCAAGUCUGAGGACGGGCCCAAGGAAGAAGAGGAUGAGGAAGAGGUUCUUGACGAAGACACAAAGCGUCGUGACCAGAUAGUAAAAGGGGCGAUCGAGGGGUUGAUCCGGGAGUUUGGCAGUGAGCUCAACGCCCCUUCUCAGGACGGGGACAACCAGCCCCGCAAGAAGAAGAGAGAGAAGAAAGAGGAGGAGGACAUCAAUGUGAUGGACAUAGAAGAUGACAAAAGAGACCUGAUAUCCAGAGAGAUCAGUAAAUUCCGAGACACUCACAAGAAACUGGAGGAGGAGAAGGGAAAGAAAGAGCAGGAACGGCAAGAGAUCGAUAAGGACAGGAGGGAGAGGGACAAAGAAAGGGAGCGAGAGAGGGAGCGCCGGGACCGCGAGAGGGAGAAGGAGAGAGAGAAGGAGAAGGAACGAAACGACAACAAGGAGAGAGAGCGGGACAGAGACCGGGAUCGAGACCGGAUCGAUCGGGACCGUGAACGAACGAGGGAGAGGGGAGACAGAGGAGAGAGGGAGCGCGUGAAAGAGAGAAGUCGAGAAGUCAGCAAAGACCGCAGUGGAUCCAGAGAACGGAGCCGCGAUGAGAAGAAACACGACCGCGAGGAGGAUCAGGAGGAGGCGUACGAACGCAGGAAACUGGAGAGGAAGAUGAGGGACAAAGAGGUUGCCUACCAGGAACGUCUGAAGAACUGGGAGAUGAGAGAGAGGAAGAAGGCUCGGGACUACGACAAAGAGAACCAACGAGAGGACGAGAGACGGCGUGAGAUGACAAAAGAAGGCAAGCGUCUGAAAGAGUUCCUGGAAGAUUAUGACGAUGACAAAGACGACCUGAAAUACUACAGGGGUAGUGCUUUACAGAAGCGUCUGAGAGAUCGUGAGAAGGAGACGGAGCUGGAUGAGAGAGACAGGAAGAGGGAGAAGGAGGAGCAUGAUCAGAUCAGACAGAGACUGUUAGCUGAGGGACACCCAGACCCUGAGGCCGAGCUGCAGAGGAUGGAGGAGGAGGCAGAGCGGAGGCGGCAGCCCCCAGUGAAGCCGGAGCCAGAGGAGGAGGUGCAGCAGGAGAAACCAAACCGGGACAGGGAGCACAGGGAGCACCGAGAGAGGGAGCACCGAGAGAGGGAGCACCACAGGGACAGGAGAGGAGGAGGAGGAGGAGGAGGAGAAGACAGGCCUCCUCUCCAGCACCUUCAACCCCAAUCAGACGAUGACUUGGAGGAAGGGGAGGAGCUUGAUGAUUGUGACAGGGAGGACUCGUCAGAUGCCAGGCCAAACCCAAACCUGAAGCCCACGAUGCGGCCAAUCACAUCGGCCCCCUCGGUGUCGUCGGGCAGCGGCGGCGCCACACCCAACUCCCCCGGCAACGAGUCUCCCUGCGGCAUCAUCAUCCCUCAUGAAAAUUCUCCUGAAGCCCGGCCCACUGAGGAACAGCAUCCCAAGGUUGGCCUCAGCCUCAAACUGGGCGCCGGCGCCAGCCCCAACCAUCAGAUCCACACUGGGAGUAAACGUAAGAAGCUGUCCAAUGUCGACAGCGUCUUCAACAAGUUUGGAGAGGAGGAGGCCGACGAGGCGCCUCGUAAACGUAAGCUGGUUCCGCUGGACUACGGUGAGGAUGAUAAGAGUUUGGGUCUGGACGGGGCAGAGGUACCUGGAGGGAAGGGAGGACCAAACACAGAGGAGAAACGGAAACACAUCAGGAGUCUGAUUGAGAAGAUUCCUACAGCCAGACCCGAUCUGUUCAACUACCCUCUGGACUGGACUGCUGUGGACUCGACUCUGAUGGAGCGUCGUAUCAGGCCCUGGAUCAACAAGAAGAUUAUCGAGUACAUCGGAGAGGAGGAAGCUACGCUAGUCGACUUUGUCUGUUCUAAGGUGAUGUCACACGGCACACCGCAGGGGAUCUUGGAUGAUGUUGCCAUGGUUCUGGACGAGGAGGCAGAAGUGUUCAUAGUUAAAAUGUGGAGGCUGUUGAUCUACGAAACAGAGGCCAAGAAGAUUGGUCUGGGGAAAUGAAGACUAGGACUACAGUACUACUAUCUAGGACUACAGUACUACUAUCUAGUACUACUAUCUAGGACUACAGUACUACUAUCUAGGACUACAGUACUACU
Salvelinus namaycush (lake trout) is the source of this 2820-nucleotide messenger RNA. Its product is annotated as RNA-binding protein 25-like. Gene Ontology annotation, molecular function: mRNA binding. The transcript is spliced from 18 exons. Gene Ontology annotation, cellular component: spliceosomal complex. NCBI's taxonomy places the organism in Eukaryota, Metazoa, Chordata, Actinopteri, Salmoniformes, Salmonidae. Gene Ontology annotation, biological process: mRNA processing; regulation of alternative mRNA splicing, via spliceosome. The record is from RefSeq and is a predicted model, not a curated record. Bases 146 to 2722 code for a protein of 858 amino acids.